AUGUCGAUAAAUGCGCUCACCAAAAAAUACAGCUACCAAUCAGAGGCAGACAAGGAAAUUGAAGGUGCGGUCAAAGAUUUUGGCCACCUUGUUCCAGGAAUAGACAAUAUGUCUCCUUCCAUUUCGUUGCCACCAAUUUCAAAGCCAACCGCAUUCCUUAGGGCUAAUACUGAUGAUUCAGUGAACCCAGAUUGCAAGAUUAAAAUUGCACAUGGUACGACUACUCUUGCGUUCAGAUUUAAGGAAGGAAUUAUAGUUGCUGUUGACUCGAGAGCCACUGCUGGAAGUUGGGUGGCUUCUCAAACGGUUAAAAAAGUUAUUGAAAUCAAUCCUAUGCUUUUAGGUACUAUGGCUGGUGGUGCUGCUGACUGCCAAUACUGGGAAACGUGGCUUGGUACUCAGUGUAGACUGCAUGAACUUAGAAAUAAAGAGAGAAUUUCGGUUGCAGCUGCAUCGAAGAUAUUAUCGAAUCUUGUCUACUCGUACAAAGGUAUGGGUCUUUCAAUGGGUACCAUGAUCUGUGGAUAUACACCUAAGGAAGGACCUACUAUCUAUUAUGUGGACUCGGAUGGAACAAGAGUUAAGGGAAAUAUUUUUUCCGUGGGAUCCGGACAAACUUUUGCCUAUGGUGUGAUGGAUGCUAACUACAGAUGGGAUCUUAGUGUUGAUGAAGCAUUAUAUUUGGGAAAAAGAGCAAUUCUUGCUGCCACACACAGAGAUGCAUACUCUGGUGGUUCGAUAAACUUGUAUCACGUCACAGAAAAGGGUUGGGUGUAUCACGGUAACUACAAUGUCGGUCCGCUAUUCUGGGAAAUCAAAGAGAAGGAGGGCUCUUUCAAUAAUGUGAAGAGCUAA
This is a messenger RNA of Brettanomyces bruxellensis, 855 nucleotides long. RefSeq names its product Proteasome subunit beta type-5 (gene PRE2). Lineage: Eukaryota; Fungi; Ascomycota; Pichiomycetes; Pichiales; Pichiaceae. Gene Ontology annotation, molecular function: threonine-type endopeptidase activity. Bases 1 to 855 code for a protein of 284 amino acids. The record is from RefSeq and is a predicted model, not a curated record. The transcript has a single exon. Gene Ontology annotation, cellular component: proteasome core complex.